Molecule: messenger RNA, 483 nt
Organism: Cadophora gregata
Lineage: Eukaryota; Fungi; Ascomycota; Leotiomycetes; Helotiales; Ploettnerulaceae
Exons: 1
Coding region: 1-483 (160 amino acids)
Source: RefSeq, a predicted model, not a curated record
AUGAUUGGGAAGUUUAAGGAGUUGGAUCUCAUGAUCGAGGGUUGUGGGAGUCAGGAUGAAUACCUGAUAUUGUUAUUCUAUGGCCACCACCACAAAGGCUUGAAGUCUAUAGCAGCAACUGAAGGAAGUAAAAUCUUGACAUUCAGACCGGGACAUCGGAAUGUAAAAGCCGCAUUCGGCGGACGAUUGAAGACCGAACACAUCCCUGUCAAUGUAUUCUUUGUUCAAGUGUCCCGUGGUAGAUCCAAGUCAUCUCAGGCUGUUAGUGAAUGGAAUGGAUGUGCUUUAUUCAUCGUGUAUGCAAACCACAUUGAUCUCUCCGAUCCGGCUGAAAACCAAUUUCCGAAGAAUUGGAUUGAAUACUGCCGUGUUCGCAACAUUCUCGGCAUGCGCAGCAGCAUUUUCAAUUUCUGGACCAAGGAGGCUGGUUCAGUUCUUGGCUCACUGUACGGUCUCGAUUUGAGGCAGUGGACUCAAUUUUAA